This is a messenger RNA of Peronospora matthiolae, 420 nucleotides long. The record is from the annotation of a GenBank genome assembly. NCBI's taxonomy places the organism in Eukaryota, Oomycota, Peronosporomycetes, Peronosporales, Peronosporaceae.
AUGUUCAACCGAGUAGACGUCCGUCGGAACCCAAACUACGAAAGCUACGUGUGUGCGUGUGUGUUGUUUGUUUGCGCGAGUCCAGCGAUCUCGGUAGUAAGAAGUACUACACAAAGUCGCGAAAUCAAACCACUGGACGGCGUUCACCGCGAGGUCCAAUGCAAAAGAAAGGGACUACGUGCGACUCGUCGAGAUACUCAACUCGAGCGACACGCCACUCGCGCCAGUCGUUUGCGGUCAAACCAAGCACCACCACUUGCCCGCGCGUUCUCUUGUCGCUUUAGCGCCUCUUUUCUUUCGCUCUCUGCGUGUUCAAUUGUCAUUGUUGCUGCCCGAACCUUCUUUUGCCAUCGUCCCGUCGACAGCUCGCACAAGAUGGAGCAGGUGCAAGAUUCGGCAGCAGUCCAGUCGCGCCCGUAG